GGACGACUGCAUUAGCUCUCAGUAGUACAGCUCAGUCGUGUUUCAAUCGGUAAUAUAACGAAAAUUAAAAUUAAAAUAAAGAAUAAUUGACAAAAACAAUCGCCGGUCGGUUAAUAAAAAAUCAUGUCGAAGUUCAUGAAGAUGUUAAUCAUGGGGCGACUGAUCGUGGUCGUUCUUUACUAUCGAUUUUUGAGUUUGCUUUCAAGACUUGUGCCGAGAAGAAAAGUGAUUAUUAAUAUCAAACAAGGAGCUCUACUAGGUCAAUAUUACAAGACCUGCCUGUCGAACAAACCAUUUGUCAGUUUUUUAGGGAUACCCUAUGCUAAGCCGCCCAUCGAUGAAUUAAGAUUUAAGCCACCAGUCAAACACCCUGGAUGGACCGGAGUUUACAAAGCUUUUUCAGAAAAAAGAGAAUGUGUACAAUACGAUGAAAUGAUAGAGAAAAAAAUUGUCGGAAGCGAAGAUUGUUUAUACUUGAACAUAUAUGUGCCGCAAGAGUUAAAUGAAAUGAAACCUGUAAUGGUGUUUGUGCAUGGAGGUGCAUUUAACUACGGUUCAGGAUCGCCAGACUUAUAUUCCCCAGACUAUUUAAUCGAAGAAAACGUAAUCUUGGUCACGUUUAAUUAUCGCCUUAAUGUUUUAGGAUUUCUAAAUUUGGAUAUCGAUGAUUGUCCCGGAAACAUAGGGUUAAAAGAUCAAUUGUUUGCAUUUAAGUGGGUAAAAGAAAACAUAUCAGCAUUUGGAGGCGAUGCCAAUAACAUAACAGUUUUUGGCGAGAGCGCUGGAUCAGCGUCGAUCCAUUACCAUAUACUCUCUGCAUCAUCGAAAGGUGUGUUCCAAAGGGCUAUUAUGCAAAGUGGUUGUGUUCUUAAUCCUUGGGCAUUUACUUCGAAACACAAAAACGCUGCGCUUAAAAUAGCGGCGGAUUUGGGUUGUCCGUCAGACGAUCCUCACAAAAUAGUACAAUAUUUAAGAAAAGUUCCUGUAAACGACUUGGUAAAGGCUUCUAUGUUCAAAUCUACAUUUCAAGGCCAAAGAGAAAUUUUCAUUUACCAAUUUGUUCCAUCCAUUGAAAGCGAUCAAGUUAGUGAGAGAUUCAUACCAGCUCAUCCAGAGGAGCUGUUGAAAACAGCCUCUUCAAUUCCUUUAAUAUGUGGACUUAACGACAGAGAAGGAAUGUUUAUGUUUAAAGAUUAUAAAUCGAGACAAAUAAUGAGUUUUAAUAAAGUCGAAGAAAUAAGUAAAUUCCUCGAUGACGAUGCCAAAUAUGAUGAAGUCAUAAAUAAGAUCCAAUCGUUUUACUUUAAUGGUCACGAUUUCCAAACUAAGACUGAGGAAUUAGAAAGUAUUUGCGCGCUAUUCACUGAUGUUUUUUUCGCCAAAGAUUUCUACAAAGGAUUCAACGACUUAAUCGUAGAAGGCAUUACACCCGUUUACAACUAUGAAUUUAAAUUUGACGGAGAACUUAAUCCUAAAAAACUUUUUUUUUGUACAAGACCGAAAUUUCUCACCUUAAAAGGAGCGUGUCACGGUGAUGAAAUGUGGUAUUUAUUCUUUGGUAAAUUUAUUGCACUCAUGCCUAAACCAAAUUCUAAAGAACUAAGUGUGUGCAGAACAAUGUGUAAAUUAUGGACUAACUUUGCAAAAACAGGAAACCCGAAUUCAUCAGAUCUUAAUGUCAAAUGGGACUUUACAAGUUUGGAAAAACCUAAGUAUCUUUCAAUUGACGGCGACGAUACUCAUAUGGUCGAGGGCCAAGUGAACGAAGCCAGAGUAAAAUUUUGGAAACACUUAGACGAAUUAGUAAAAUUAAAUCAAAAGCUGUGAUGUUCUGCGAUAAAUGUAUAUUAUUAGUAUUAAUUAUUUAUUACUUUUAGGUGAUUAUGGGUAUAAUUAUGAAUUUAUUUGUAUAACUACUAUU
This is a messenger RNA of Adelges cooleyi (spruce gall adelgid), 1921 nucleotides long. Its product is annotated as juvenile hormone esterase-like. The record is from RefSeq and is a predicted model, not a curated record. The transcript has 11 exons. NCBI's taxonomy places the organism in Eukaryota, Metazoa, Arthropoda, Insecta, Hemiptera, Adelgidae. Bases 124 to 1827 code for a protein of 567 amino acids.